CGCUGUUUCUCCUUCACAAGGAGUCUGCAUUCCUCAUUCACUUUAACAAGUACCAAAACAUUGGGAGCUCUGUGUAGCCUGGAAAUGUUCCUGUGACCGAUGGACUACAAAGAGAAGAGAUAUUUAAUUUUUUGAGAGAUUGCUAAAAUAAGCUCUGUUACCACCUUAUUUUUAAGACUGUAAUUGUUUAAAUUUUAAAAAGUGAUUGUAAGCUCUAACUAUUAUGCUAGAUUGAGCGUUUUUUGAAGCUUAGACUCUGUGGGGAAAUUUUAAUUAGCUUUUUAAAAUUAAAAUUAACUUGGUCAAAUGAAUACAGAACUUUAACAGAUUUGACACUCUUGUGAUGGAUGUUUUACAUUAAAGGUAAAAAAGAAAAAGUAGAAAAGAAAAAGAGGGUCUUGAGCAGGGUUCAAAGGCUAGACUUUGUCCUCCCUUGUUUUUCUGGACUGAAAUGGAGGCUUUCUUUCAGGCAAUUCCCUGGUGUUUGCUCUGUGUGAUUUGGCUCUAUCUCUGUUACUGCUAAUAUGUGGCAUGGAUUUCAAGUUGUUUGGGAUCGGGUGUGCACAGACUCUGUAUUGCAAGCCCGGAUUCACAGGCAUUUUAUUGCAAAACUGGCUUGCUGCCUUCUGCUUUCUUUUCUGUGUCCUAAGUGGCUGCAUUGUUUGUUGCAGUAUAUGCAUUAGCUAUCUGCGUUCAGUUUCCUGCAGCCUGACAAAGUGGGAGGGGCUUUCUUUGAUACAUGGCUGAGUUUUCAGUGUGUGAGUUCUUGAGUGCACGUUGCAGCCAUCUUAAUUACACUUUUGUGCAACUGAGACUGUGCAGCUGUCUCAAAAUGGCUGCUAACCCAAUCUCUGUAGCUGCUUAGGCAGCAAGGAAAGAUGCCAGUGAAGAGACUUGUCACAUGCUUCAGGAUCUGAGAUUCAAGAUGGAUAGUAUAGAAGAACCUCAGAAAAAAGUCUUCAAGGCUCGAAAAACAAUGAGAGUAAGUGACCGCCAGCAGCUUGACGCUGUGUACAAAGUCAAAGAGGAGCUGCUGAAAACCGACGGGAAGCUUUUAAAUGGGAGCCAUGAAAAUGGAGAGUUGGAUCCCACUUCACCUUUGGAAAAUACAGACUAUAGUCAAGAUAGAGAAGAAGUGAAUGGUGUUGAAGGGAUUUGUUUGGAGUCUGAAGAAAGUAAACCGGAAUGGAAAGAAACACCUUGUAUCCCCAAUGCUAGUGUAAAAGUCAAGCAAGAGGAGGAUUCAGAUAGUGAAUCUUUGUCUCCUAGUGUCACUUCUGAGCUUGCUUCUAAACUAACCACUGAACCAGCUUCUAGCACCCCAGCGUCUGGUACCCCAGCUUCUGGUACCCUAGCUUCAGGUACCCCAGCGUCUGGUACCCCAGCUUCUGGUACCCUAGCUUCUAGUACCCCAGCCUCAGGUACCCCAGCCUCUGGUGAUCUGGCUCCUGGAGUACCAGCUGCUGAUGAUUCUGCCUGUGAGGAGCUCCCCUCCAGUGACCCCUCCCCCACGGCCUCCUCCUCGCGUGAUCCCAGCUGUAGUGAUCCCACCUGUAAUGACCCCACCUCUGGAGAUACUGCUUCUGAAGAGCCUGCCUCUGAUGAUUCCACCUCUGGUGAACCUGUGUCUGAAGACCCAGCUUCAGGUGCACCAGCUGUAAGUGAACCAGCUGCGGAUGAACCAGCUUUAGAUGAAGCAGCUGCAGAUGGAGCAGCUACAGAUGGAGCAGCUACAGAUGGAGCAGCUGUGGGUGCACUGGCAUCUUGUGAACUGGCCUCUGGGGAUGCAGCUGCUGAUAACUGCGCCACUUGUGAUGUUUCGCCUUCUGAUGAUCAGCCUUCUAGUGAUGAACCCUUUGGUGGUCCUGCCUGUAGCCAGCUGGCUUCUGGUGAGCUGACUGCUGAAUCAGCCACUGACACUUUUAAACCAAGUGCAGUUCCAGUUUGUGAACCAGGUCCUGACACUGACAAGACAGAGCAGAGUAGCACUAACAAUGAUGAUUGCUCAGAAAAAAAUGAAGACGGUGAAAACUUAGACCAAAUUCAAAAUAAAGCCUCAUUUGAUAAGGAGAAUAAAACUAACAGUAGUGUUGAUGAGAAGGAAGAAACUCUAGAAACACAUAGUGCAAUGAUUUGUUCUGAUCUACCUCCAGAAAAUGUGCAGCAGAUAGAGGAAGAGCCUGCUGCUGAGCCUGUUCCUGGAGAAGACGCCAUCUCCAGCAGUAUGGAAGUUGACCACAGCGACAAGGAUGAGCACGACAGUCCUACAGAGGCUGGAGAAGCUGUCGGGGAAAGUGCCACGGAAGACAGCAAGGAGGAGGCUGCCUUAGGCAGCACGGAUUCGAUGGAGACAGAUGAGAUCAUUCCUAUUUUAGAAAAACUUGCACCCACUGAAGAUGAACUCACUUGCUUUUCAAAAACUUCUCUCCUUCCGGUUGAAACAAGUCAAGAUUUGGAAGAUAAGAUGGAGGGUUCUUUUGGCUCGCCGUCGAAACAAGAAAGUAGUGAGAAUUUGCCGAAAGAAGCCUUUUUAGUCCUCUCUGAUGAAGAGGAUAUUUCAUGUGAAAAAGAUGAGCCUGAAGUUAUAUCACAGAAUAAGAUGAACUCUCCAGCAGAAAGGAGUGAGAAGGACAGCAAAGCUGAGGAAGAGGAGCCAGUGGCAGAUGAGGAGCAGCCACCCGUGAGAAAUGAGGUUUCCAGACGAAAACGGUCUAAAUCAGAGGACAUGGACAACGUGCAGUCCAAACGCCGGCGGUAUAUGGAGGAAGAGUAUGAGGCCGAGUUUCAAGUAAAAAUCACAGCUAAAGGAGACGUUAACCAGAAGCUUCAGAAGGUCAUACAAUGGUUGCUGGAAGAAAAAUUGUGUGCUUUGCAGUGUGCUGUGUUUGAUAAGACUUUGGCAGAAUUGAAAACACGAGUGGAGAAGAUAGAAUGCAACAAAAGACAUAAAGCAGUUCUUACUGAGCUACAGGCCAAGAUAGCCAGAUUAACCAAACGUUUUGGAGCAGCCAAAGAUGAUCUUAAGAAAAGACAAGAAAGCCCUCCAAACCCACCCAUAUCACCAGGAAAGCCUGCCAACGAUGUCAGUAGCAAUACCAGUGUGACCUACAGAAAUGCAGGCACCGUGCGACAGAUGCUGGAGUCCAAAAGAAAUGUUAGUGAGGGUCCACCACCAUCCUUUCAAACUCCUGUGAAUACAGUGUCUUCAGCCAGUCUUGUCACUUCUCCAGCAAUUGUCAGUAGUCAGCCUAAACUGCAGACUUCAGCAACCUCAGGUUCUCUGCCAGCACCAUCGCUUCUUCCUGCACCCAACACAGCCACAGUAGUUGCCACUACUCAGGUGCCUAGUGGAAACCCUCAGCCCACAAUCUCUCUGCAGCCCUUGCCAGUGAUUCUGCAUGUGCCCGUUGCAGUCACCUCUCAGCCUCAGCUCGUACAAAGCCAUCCAGGGACAUUGGUGACUAAUCAACCAUCUGGCAACGUGGAAUUCAUAUCUGUGCAAAGCCCACCUACAGUGAGCGGUCUUACCAAAAACCCAGUAUCCUUGCCACCCUUGCCAAACCCCACGAAACCAAACAUUCCGUCAGUGCCCAGCCCUAGUGUUCAGAGGAACUCUUCAGCCACUGCUGCACCCUUGGGAACAACACUUGCUGUACAGGCUGUUCCAACCGCACAUUCUAUUGUGCAAGCCACAAGGACUUCUCUACCCACAGUAGGCCCCUCAGGACUCUAUAGCUCAUCAAACAGUCGGGGCUCAAUACAGAUGAAAAUCCCAAUAUCCACUUUUAGCACUUCAUCUUCUGCAGAACAGAAUAGCUCUGCCACCCCAAGAACUGAAAACCAGACAAACAAAACAGUAGAGUCUUCUGUUAAUAAGAAAGCAGCAGAUAGCACGUCACAGAGUGGAAAAGCUUCUGGCAAUGAGUCAAGUGGUGUCAUUGACCUCACAAUGGAUGAUGAAGAGAGUGGAGCUACACAAGGUACUCAAGAGCCCAAAAAGCUAACUCAUCCUUCUGCGCCUACAAUGAGCACUUCUCAGCCCAUGCCUCGACCGUUGCAGCCCAUUCUACCAGCACCACCUCUUCAGCCAUCUGGGGUGCCCACAAGUGGCCCAUCUCAGGCAACUAUCCACUUACUGCCUACAGCUCCAACCACCGUGAAUGUAACACAUCGUCCAGUAACUCAGGUGACUACAAGACUCCCUGUACCAAGAGCUCCUGCAAAUCACCAAGUGGUUUAUACAACUCUCCCAGCACCACCCGCUCAGGCUCCCCUCCGAGGAACUGUGAUGCAGGCUCCUGCUGUUCGCCAGGUCAAUCCUCAAACUAGUGUUACAGUUCGAGUGCCUCAGACAACCACAUAUGUUGUAAACAACGGACUGACCCUGGGAUCAGCAGGGCCUCAGCUCACAGUGCAUCAUCGGCCACCACAAGUGCACAGUGAGCCCCCACGCCCUAUGCAUCCAGCGCCCUUACCAGAAGCCCCACAGCCACAGCGUCUGCCCCCAGAAGCUGCCAACACUUCUCUGCCUCAGAAACCACACUUGAAGUUAGCGAGAGUUCAGAGUCAGAAUGGCAUUGUUUUGUCAUGGAGUGUCCUGGAAGUGGACCGGAGCUGUGCCACUGUUGACAGCUACCAUCUCUACGCUUACCACGAGGAGCCCAGUGCCACUGUGCCCUCACAAUGGAAGAAGAUCGGGGAAGUCAAAGCCCUUCCCUUGCCAAUGGCUUGCACUCUCACUCAGUUUGUGUCUGGAAGCAAGUACUACUUCGCAGUGCGCGCCAAGGACAUCUAUGGCCGUUUUGGGCCUUUCUGUGACCCUCAGUCCACGGACGUGAUCUCUUCCUCUCAGAACAGUUAGACCUUGGAGUCUUUAGCUUCUGCUUUUGAACGUUCCACAUUUUGGGCUUGUUUUUAAAUCUUGUGCAUGAAAUUCAAUGUAAAAUCCACUUUGUGCAAGAUCUCUCAGACAGAUGAGUGUAUACACUACGUUUGUUUAUGACCAGAAGUAUAAUAAAUUCAACCCAGAAAGCAAGUCUUCCCCUGAACAAAUCGAGCUUCAGGGUUUUGAAAUGUACAUUUAUUCCUUGCUUUGGUUCUGAGGCUGGGGAAUAUGUGUGGGUGUUGGUG
Acomys russatus (golden spiny mouse) is the source of this 5130-nucleotide messenger RNA. It is a transcript of the gene Atf7ip, whose product is annotated as activating transcription factor 7 interacting protein. The record is from RefSeq and is a predicted model, not a curated record. NCBI's taxonomy places the organism in Eukaryota, Metazoa, Chordata, Mammalia, Rodentia, Muridae. Gene Ontology annotation, molecular function: transcription coregulator activity; protein binding. Bases 902 to 4861 code for a protein of 1319 amino acids. The transcript is spliced from 15 exons. Gene Ontology annotation, cellular component: nucleus; transcription regulator complex. Gene Ontology annotation, biological process: regulation of DNA-templated transcription.